Rhodamnia argentea is the source of this 1180-nucleotide messenger RNA. RefSeq lists its product as uncharacterized. Lineage: Eukaryota; Viridiplantae; Streptophyta; Magnoliopsida; Myrtales; Myrtaceae. The record is from RefSeq and is a predicted model, not a curated record. Bases 53 to 979 code for a protein of 308 amino acids. The transcript has 8 exons.
UUAAAAACUCACGAAGCUCGGAAACAGCUUGAUAUUUUUCGAUUCGAGGAAGAUGACUGCAACCGCCGGUGCUGGUCACUGCUGGUUCUUGAAGACUGGUUCUUGCGCUCUUCUUCGUCAGCACUCGUCCUCUUCACCUCUCGCCAAGACACUCCCUUCGCGUCCUCGUCUUCCAAAGAGCCGCAAUCCCAUUUCGUGUUCCCGCAGUGCGCGCGAAGAAGGCGACAAUGCUUCGACGAGCAGCAGCGGAAGUGCGGAUAGGGCGAAGGGGUCGGGGACCACCGCGAGAGCCCGGAGGCUGCUCAAGAUUCGCGAGGAGAAGCGGAGGCGUGAGCACGAUCGGCUUCACAGCUAUCCCGCUUGGGCCAAGGUUCUAGAGGACGCCUGCAAGGACGACACUGAGCUUCGCGCCGUUCUUGGUGAUAGCAUCGGCAACCCCGAGCUCAUGAGGCAAAAGGUGGAAGAACGAGUGAGAAAGAAGGGUCGAGAUUUUAAAAAAUCUAAGACUGGAUCGGUCCUCGCUUUCAAAGUUAGCUUCAGAGAUUUCAAUCCUGCUGAAUCUUACAUAUGGUUUGAACUCUAUGGAUCUCCAUCAGACAGGGAGGUUGAUCUAAUUGGAAGUGUUAUUCAAUCAUGGUAUGUCAUGGGGCGCCUGGGUGCCUUCAAUUCUUCUAAUAUGCAGCUGGCAAAUAUGUCGAUGGACUAUGAUCCUCUCUAUGAUGCUGACAAGGGUGCAAAGGUGAUACCAUCAUCAUUCCAUGAUAUUGGUGAUGUGGAGUUCCAGGACAACUGGGGUCGUUUUUGGGUAGACCUCGGUACCUCUGAUUACUUUGCUGUUGAUGUACUCCUAAACUGCUUGACAGUAUUAAGCUCAGAGUACUCGGGCAUUCAGCAAAUUGUUUUUGGUGGUCGGCGCAUGGGUGACUGGGAAGAAGGGAUGACCAAUCCAGAGUAUGGAUAUAAGUACUUUAAGAUUUGAUUUAUAUGUGAUUAUUGUUAGAUGAUCCAUGCUCUAUGUACAUUCUUACAACUUGGCUGGAGCACAUAGGUCAAAAGUCCUGGUUUUGGAAAGUGGAUUUUGAUUGCAAGUCAAUUGCCAACUAAGAGCAUUGGAGUUUCGUUGAAGAAUGGGAAGUCAAAUUACGUAGUGACAUGACGAGGCUGAUUCAUCUCUUCAGAA